This is a messenger RNA of Erigeron canadensis, 830 nucleotides long. Its product is annotated as 54S ribosomal protein L19, mitochondrial. Gene Ontology annotation, biological process: translation. Bases 141 to 608 code for a protein of 155 amino acids. The record is from RefSeq and is a predicted model, not a curated record. NCBI's taxonomy places the organism in Eukaryota, Viridiplantae, Streptophyta, Magnoliopsida, Asterales, Asteraceae. Gene Ontology annotation, cellular component: large ribosomal subunit; ribosome. Gene Ontology annotation, molecular function: large ribosomal subunit rRNA binding; structural constituent of ribosome. The transcript has 2 exons.
GUUGUUUUGGACUGAACAGCCCAUUUGUACAAUAAACAUACAUAGCGUCUUCUUCAAUUUAUUAGGGUUUUUUCUUCCAAAUUACCUUCAAAUCACUCGCUUCUGUCAAAUCAACAACUAAUUGAUAUAAACAACUAAAAAUGGCAUCAUUGAAAGAAAUCCUAACACGGCGGCCUGUGGCUGCAACCGUCAGGCUAACCAUCCCAGCCGGCGGUGCAAGGCCCGGGCCACCUGUGGGUCCAGCUGUAGGUCAAUACAAGGUUAACUUAAUGGCGUUCUGUAAGGACUUUAAUGCCAGGACUCAAAAGUACAAACCCGAUGCUCCCAUUGCUGCAACGGUUACAGUGUUUAAGGACAACACGUUUGAGUUAACUGUUCGGUCUCCUUCCGUGACUUGGUAUUUGAAAAGGGCGGCCGGGAUUGAGUCUGGCAGUGGACGGGCUGGACAUGUUGUUGCGUCGACUUUAAGUUUGAAACAUAUCUAUGAAAUUGCUAAGGUGAAGCAGUCUGAUCCUUAUUGUCAGUAUAUGUCGUUGGAGGCCAUUUCUAAAUCCAUUAUAGGUACUGCUAAUUCUAUGGGAAUUAAAGUUGAGAAGGAGUUGGCUUGAAUGUUCAUUUAUAAUAUGUUCCGUUUUGUAGACUAGUCGUUUAUGUCAUCUGGUUGUUAGUGUUUGAAAUUUGCUUUGUUUAGAUGCAAAAAAUCUUCAUUCAUAUAUGAAGUUAAUUCACGGUUUUCUUGUGAUAAACUUUGGAAGGCAAUCUCCUUUUUUAUAGUUCCCAAUUACUUGUCUCUCUAUUCAAGAUAUUGAUGUAAACCUUAUAUGAUUUCA